AUAUAAACCCGAUCGCAUUCGUCACAAUGAGGUAAGUGAUUUCGGCAUCUUAACGGAGUCAAACAAAAUUGUGUUUAAAAGUCUUUGAAAUAUUGACACAACGUGCGGUAUAUCAACACUUCGUUAUUAUGUAGGACACCUUUAUUUGUUGUCGACCUAUUUCUGUAUUGGGACAUGCAUAACAACGGCCAAUUGCCAAGCCAGCUAGUGCUGUAUUUCGAACCAGAAAAAUGAUACACCGGGAAAGGCUGUGUAUACACCAAGCGUCCACUUCCGAGAGUUAGACAGUGAUUUUCCAUCAGCAAAUUUGGACGGAAACAACUGAAAACGGAGAAAGGACAGCCUUGUUCGAGAUCUUUUAGACGACCUACUGCCAUCCGGACUCAUGGAGAACAACAGUCUUUUCAAGAAAACGACUGUCCCAGGAGCCCAGGCAUGGCAGAAACCAGAGCCAGAUAUCAAUCGAAUGUCUGCAUACUACAAUCGCAUCAAAGAAUAUUGCCGACAAGUCUUUACAAUCAACCAGUCAAGUGGACAUAUUAACAAAGAUGGUGCAUCAAGCCAUAGGGAGAACGAACUUCGACAGAAGAUUUUAACCGAAACAAAGAUAUCUCUGGAGCUGGCGAGGGAAGAUGCUUUCCGAAAAGCUGCCGAGCGACGCGGGAAAGACCCCAUCUUAUGCCGUGUCAAGAAAACAAUGGGAAACUUUUCCGAUUUUCGGGGGUACGCAGUGAAGCUGGAGAACAGACUCCGAGAGGAAAGGAAGAGGACCGGGGUUUUGAGAAGGAAGUGGGAACGCGAGUUUCACAGAGCAAACAAGUUCGAACGUGAAAAGCGAGAAGUUGAGAAGAAGAUCAAACGGAUGUCAGAUAUGCUUGUCAGGAUGAGGGAAAUGCUUGUCACCCUGGAGGAAGAGAAUUCUAAAUACAAGACCGAUCUUGAAGAAGCUCUUCUGAAAGUACAAGAAAAGGAAGAAGACAACGAGUUCCUAGAGGUUUCCUGGCAUGAAGCCACUAAAGCAAAGGAAAAAUUGGAACGAGAACUCAUCAGACUUUUGAAAGACACAGCGGACUGUCAGUUCAAAGACCUAAAUGAAAUUCAUUUCGCAUUACUCAGAAAGACUACACCCCUAGCGAAAGUGAAUAUUGCCGAGAAAUACGAACCUAUCGUUGACAAGACCAAUUCUGUCAUCACUCUUGGCGGAGGGGCCUUCGGGAGAGUUUUCGCUUACCGGCAGAAGCGUGGACGACAAGGAAAGACCGUGGCGAUGAAGAUAUUGCACGCGACCGCUGACGACUACGAAGUACGUCGGCAGGAGAUCAUCCUCGAAGCGCGCCUCAUCAGACUCUUCGCCGGCACCGGCGUAUUUCCGCGCAUGUACGGGGUCGGUAGUCUCGGGAAUAAUACUGCCAUUGCAAUGGAGUUUCUAGGUGAUGAUAGCACGUAUAAGGUGAGGACUCUGAAUACAUGGACGCAAGAGGAACACGUCAGCAUCCACCACGCAAAGACAGUGAUGCUUGAUAUCCUUUCUGCCUUGAAGGCCUUACACUCGAUGGACAUCUUGCACAAUGACAUCAAGGGUGAUAAUGUAAUCGUCAAACAAUCCGACCACGACUUAUUCAGUGGGUACCUUAUCGAUCUGGGUAAUGCAUCGACGACGCUCCUGUCCGCGAUCUACGACUUUGGGCAGACCGAGAGAGAUUAUUAUGAAGAGGAUCCGUUGUCGAUCCACUACGCACCAGAAUUGAUAUUUGACAACGCAGCGACGACCCGAGCGAGUGAUGUGUAUCAGAUUGGACAACUCAUUUACAUUAUGGGAUAUGACUUAGGAAACGAUGAUCUUAAAGAUAUAGGAGAGAAAUGCCUGUAUAGGGAACCUUUAUCGCGUAUAAAGCUCUUGGACCUUAUCGAACUGAUAUCUCAGUUAUGACCCUAAAGGGAACUGAUCUCCGAUAAUCUCUUCCUUUAUCAUUGAGAAUAAUAUUAAAACAUGAAUGUAUACCUUUCAAAAAGCAGUAGGAAAUUAUACUCAAUGCUCAGUUAAAAAAAUGUUCAAGUUGAAGGGUUAAAGUAAAUAUUGGUCAUUGGAUAUGGGGUAAAUAUGACAGGGUAUAGGACAUGUGGUAUAUGAUUUCUGGAUAGUAUGUAGUGCGCCACAAUGGAUUAUAGGAUGUGGUAUAGGAUAUGGGGUACAGGAUACGGUACCGGAUAUGAGGCAAAGGUUUUAGUACAGGAUAAUGGGGUAUAGUAUGUGGGGUUAGAAUGAUCGGAUGGGGUAAAGGAUAUGCCAAAGGAAAUGGGAUGGAAUGUGUGAUUUUGGACUUGAGGCAUUUAAAAUAUGGGGCAGGGUAUGACAUUGGUUUAGGAUAUAAUAUGGGGUGUAUGAAAAAAGGGUGGCACUUUGAAAUACAAAGGCUGAGAUGUGGGAAAAUCCGAGGAAUUAUAACGCUUUUCACUCUUAAAUUUCUGCGACUCUUUGACCCUUUUGAGGGGUGAUGCACCCCUUUCUACACUUUUAUUUUCCAGAGUUCAGUCUCUAGGAUAGAUUUUCAUAUUAUCAUUAUUAUUAUUAUUAUUAAUUUACCUUUUUAUUUGACCUCAGUUUAAUUUUAUCUAAACGAUAUAGAAUUAAGACAUGGGUUCUACGAACAAGGGAGAAACAAAAUAAUUUCGUGGACUGAUAUCAUCGACCACUGCUUUCAUUAUGAAAUUGUAUAUCAUGGAAAUGUAGCUAUUCGAUCUUAGUUGUAGAAAUAAAAGAUUUAAAUUUAUGUACGUAAGAAGAGAUAUUUUAUAUUCACUACAAAUUCAUAUAUAAUACACUCUAAAACAAACUAUUCAAACUGAAUAUGAUCCAAAUCUACUUGGGCUUGUAUAUUAUUAUCAAGUUUUUCAGAUUCUGCUCAAAUAUUCAAUAUUCAGGCACUAGAUUUUAGAUUUUGUUCUGAAAUUGAUCUUUUUUUUAAGACAAAAGGAGUUGAAUGUGAUAUGGAAACCAUAGGUUGGUAGUAUUAAGUUUGUUUAGUAUGUUUCGAGAGGGUUUUAUCAGACCAUUUAUACACUGCCUUAAUUUCUCUUUUCAGUUUUGCGAUUAGUUAUUAAAGAGAAAUGGGCCUGAUUUAAAGCCCAAUCUUAUACAACGUAUUUGAUUUAUUCACAAUAGAGAGCUGCUGCCAUACGUUAUUCAUCUUGAAUAUUAUAUCUACUAGUAUUAUUCUUGUAUUAUAAUCACUUAUCAAUAUUUUUUAAAUCGUGCAUAUUAUACCAUCUUAUAGGAAUAUGCUGAUAAUAAUAAUCACUGAAGUUGAAGCGUUGAGCCGUUAUGAUUUUUGUUUUAUAACGAUUAAUUGCUAUAUACUGCUGCUUUUCUUGUAAAAUCGUCACAAACUAUGAACGAAUAUCGCAAUUACACAGUGAUACUAGUAUCAUUUAUUGUAAUACAUCAAAAGAUAUUGCACAAACCUGAAAGUGAAGCGACAGCACGGGAUAAAUUGAUCUAAAGACGAAGGUAUAUUGCAAAUUGUUUUGAGCAGAUAUGAACUAAAAUAGACAUCUAGCCUAUAUCAAUGUUGUGGUUGUCGAAAUGUGAAUUGCCCGAGUAUAUUAAGUGUAUUUUGUCGUAUUUUGAUUGUCUUAUUGUGUUUUGAUACAUAAAAUAUAUACGUUCACCUAGAAUCUCUACAUAUUGUAAAAUACCAUGGAUCAGAUAUUGUGAAAAUCUUUUGAUGUUUUGAAAUGAAACAAUACUGUGUACAUAAGAUGCUAUUAUGUUCAAUAAAGGAUCCCCUGUAAAAGGGUUAAAAGAAAAUAAAA
Molecule: messenger RNA, 3813 nt
Organism: Lytechinus pictus (painted urchin)
Lineage: Eukaryota; Metazoa; Echinodermata; Echinoidea; Temnopleuroida; Toxopneustidae
Exons: 8
Coding region: 386-1930 (514 amino acids)
Biological process (GO): peptidyl-serine phosphorylation; signal transduction
Cellular component (GO): nucleus; cytoplasm
Molecular function (GO): ATP binding; protein serine/threonine kinase activity
Source: RefSeq, a predicted model, not a curated record